Ananas comosus (pineapple) is the source of this 2860-nucleotide messenger RNA. Its product is annotated as cation/H(+) antiporter 28-like. Bases 297 to 2747 code for a protein of 816 amino acids. Gene Ontology annotation, cellular component: membrane; endomembrane system. The record is from RefSeq and is a predicted model, not a curated record. Gene Ontology annotation, molecular function: antiporter activity. NCBI's taxonomy places the organism in Eukaryota, Viridiplantae, Streptophyta, Magnoliopsida, Poales, Bromeliaceae. The transcript is spliced from 4 exons. Gene Ontology annotation, biological process: proton transmembrane transport; regulation of pH.
UCGAUUCGUCUUCUCAUUGCGAAAACUCUUGUUCUAGAAUUGGAAUUCGAAUUCAAACCGGUGUAAUAGAAGCUCGGACUCUAUCGCGUGAAUCUGAAUUAUGGGCAAUCGAAGCUCGCAAAUUUAUCUUCAUUUCCUUAUGUUCUCUUAUUGAUGUCGUAUCUCGAGCGCACGGGCGUGGAUGGAUAGGGUCGUGCGGGUGCAGCAAGAAUCGUCACGCAGUCACAUCUUGAUAGUAAGAAGUAUCAUUUGAUAAAAAAUAAGUAAAUUUGCUGCGCCGCAGCGCUAGCACGAGGAUGUCUACAUUGAAUCUUUCACCGCCGACCAACUUUACGGCGAUUAUAGAGGCGCAGCACUGUCAGUUGCUGCGGUCAUCCAUCGUCUCCUCCUACCCUGUCUUGCUGGUGCACUUUUUCUUCAUCCUCAUAUCCAGCAAACUCCUCUAUUUGGCUGUUCGACGACUUUAUCAGCCGCGAAUCGUUGCCGAUUUAGUUAUCGCGCUUCUGAUAGCGAAGGUGCGGUUUCUUCGAGAGAGCUUCGGCCCGGAUAUAACCAUGAUUCUCCAAAAUUUUGGCCAUUACUGCUUCACUGCCUACAUGUUUGCCCUAGGCCUAGAGAUGGACCCCCUCACGGUUUUCGAAUCCCCCGGCUCCGACACCAUCAUCGGCUACGUGAGCAUGCUCUCUACGGUGGUCGUCGGUGCGCUAUUUAGCUCAGUUCUUGUGGAAUCUAGGAAUGCGAAAAAUGCAUAUGGCGGAGAAGAGCAGCAUGCAGAUUUGUUGUACUUGCACUCGCGACUCGGCCUGAUCGCCGGUCUCGCUAACACGGCCUCCCCCGUCCUCACUCGUCUCACCACCGAACUCAAAAUCUCCAACACUCGCGUAGGCCGCCUCGCCAUCGGCGCCGGCAUUCACACCGACAUGGUUUCGUCCUUCUUAACGUCCGUCGGGGCGAUGCUGUUGAGCAGCGGCUAUCGGAAACUCAAAGCUUUGUCCUGCUUGCUCGGCCUUAUCAUCGAAAUGGCUUUGGUUGUAAGGGUAGCAAAGCCUAUCAUGGACUGGAUCAGCGAGCGAAAUCCGGAGGGGAAGCGCGUGAAGGGCGUGGAUGUUGCGGGGGUGGUGGUGAUGAUUCUCGCGCUGUGCGGUGUAGCCACGAAGCUGCACGGCGACGCCAACAUGGCCGUCUUCUUGAUCGGUUUAGUGCUUCCGCGUCAAGGGAGGGCAUCCAGACUGCUGGUCAACAACAUCAACCUGCUCCUCAGCACCGUAAUCCUUCCGCUCUACGUCUGCUUUGUGUGUCUUUCCUUGAGGAACGACGGGAAUGUCGAAGGAUCGUCGAAGAGCGAUUACGUGAUCGACACUCCUCUGUCAUGGACUAAGCUAUCGAUUCUCAGUACAGCCGCCGCCGCUGGAAAGGUCUUGGGGACUCUUGCUGCAGGCCGCUUCCAAGGACUCAAUUGGCUCGAGUCGCUGGCAUUAGGUCUGCUCCUCAAUAUCAAAGGAUACUAUCACGUCUUCUUCGCAUACCAAGCGACGAAUAGUGCCAUGAUUAGUGAUCAGUUAUUCGUGGCAAUUUUGUUCACGGUGCUCGGGACGGCGAUGCUAACACCCUUGGUGGGCGUCACAAUAGCAGCCCGGUCUCGGCGGCGGGCGAAGCGGCAGCUGAUGGGGCUUCAGUUCCUCGAUCCGACGAGCGAUGUGCGGAUAAUGACGGGGCUAUACGCGGCGGACAACAUACCGAUGACGUUAAACUUUAUCGAGUCGGUGCGGUGGGGCUCGGGGCCGCGAGGUUUGACGGUGUACGCGAUCGACAUGGUCGAGAUGACCGACCGGGCGGCCGCGACCCUGGUGAAAGGCGACGGGCAGGAAGUCGUCACCGUCGGAGACGAGAGUGUGGUAGAGUUUCGGAAGCUGGUAGGGGAGGCGCUCGUCGCAUACCAACAACAGGACGGCAACGACGGAGUAAAGAUUCAACGCCUACUGGCGGUCUCCUCCUUCUCCGACAUGCACCGAGAUAUAUGCAGCUAUGCCGAGGAUGUACUGGCGGUGCUCAUUGUGCUGCCCUUCCACAAGAGACAGAAACUUGACGGAUCUAUGGACUUAGGGCACCCAGGUCAUAGACAAGUUAACCAGAAGGUUCUGCAAUACGCGCCAUGCUCGGUCGGAAUUCUAGUCGACCGCGGGCAAGGCCGAGUGAACAAAUCGUCGGUCUCCGAAGCGACGCAAAAUGUGGUCGCCAUCUUCAUCGGGGGCGCCGACGACCGCGAGGCGCUGACCCUGGCGGCGCGCAUGUCCCGGCACCCGGGCAUUGAGCUCACCGUGAUCCGGAUCCUCCCAAACGCCGCAGCACGCGCCCGCGCUUCCGCGAGGAUGACGGCGUUCGCCUCCUCCGAGGAGGAGGCUCAAACGCGUGCAGACGACGAGUACUUCACGAAGUUCUACGAGCGGUACGUGGCGGAGAAGGCGGCGGGCUACGUCGAGAAGCAUGUCUGCGACGGCGCGGAGAUAGUGAAGGUCCUGCGGUCACUGGAGAGUCAGUACCAGCUGUUCAUCGUCGGGCAGGGGAGGAGUCGGAAUUCGGUGAUCACGGAUGGGCUAGCGGAGUGGGCGGAGUGCCCUGAGAUAGGGCCCGUCGGCGACAUCCUCGCCUCGUCGGAGUUCUCGGUCACGGCAUCGGUCCUCGUCGUGCAGCAGCAUGACGUGAGGAAGCGGUUAAAAAUCAUCGACGAGGAGUUCAUGCCUUUCUAAUGUUAGAUUCAUCACUAGUGUUUUUGUGCUAAAAUUGUAAACUGUAAUUAAUUUUUACUGAUUUUGAUGGAGUUGGGGAAAAAACAAACGAAUUAUAUACACGAUGUUUACCA